Entrophospora candida is the source of this 2039-nucleotide messenger RNA. Lineage: Eukaryota; Fungi; Glomeromycota; Glomeromycetes; Entrophosporales; Entrophosporaceae. The record is from the annotation of a GenBank genome assembly.
AAAAAUAUUUGUCAGGCACAGAGAAUUAUAAACACCAUCCAGAAUCAGUUUAUACAAGUCGUCUACUAAAUGAAUCAAUUCAACAAGCUGAAUCAUUAUGCCUUUCAUCAGUAAAAUCCAUUCAACAAUAUAGUAAUAGUAAUAUUAGCUCAAAAUUUAAUGAUUUGGUAAUAAAUGAUGAUAAUGACAGCAAUGGUGGUGGUGAUGGGAAGCAAACAAUUAAGGAAGCUUUUCCAGAUGGUUUACCAAUAGAAGAACCACCUCAGUUACUCACUUCAUCUGGUGCUAGCUGGGAUUUCCAAUUGAAUGAUGAUUUACGAACAAUUCUUGCAAGAGAAGUUCCUGACCAUUACAAACAUUACUGUGAAAAUCAAUGGGACAAAGUUCAUAUGCCAACCUAUUUAUUUCUAGCUGGAGCUGAACAUAUAGAACUAAGAACAAAGAUAGCUAAUGCUUGGGUUUUUCGUGUCAGCCUUGAAAAUGGUUGGUCAUUGAUAACUGGUGAGAAAGGAUCCACUGUUAUUGGUACUAGGAUGCUUUGUCAAUGUCUGGUUCAAAGUUUGGAAGCUGUAAUUACCAAUUAUGAGGCACCCUAUUCGUAUGAUGUUUUUGAAUUAGUUGCUAAAUAUUAUAAGAAAAAAAUUAGAAGACUGUACUAUUUUUCUGGGGAUCUUGCAAUGAGAGGAGUUUUCUGUCUUCCAUGCAUCACAGCAACCGUUUUUACUCCCAUUACUUCCUUUCUGGCUAGCUCACAUCAAAAACGUCUUGAUCUGCCAAUCACUGGUCUCAAACCUCCACAAAUUCAGUCAAGGGCAGUAUUUUCUGAAGAUGACAUUCUUGUAAAAAUUCUCAUUAGUGAUUGUGGGGGCAAUGCUAGAGCAAUGGAAGCACUUAAUGAUACAAUUGGUGAUUCAAAUAUCACAAAUAUGAAUCCUAGUUCUGUGAUGCAACGGUUGCAUUUAAUUCUUGCUGACAGAUACAAAGAAAUGCUUGGUAAUCUUAGUUCUGAUGUGGCUCAGGAUAUUGCAAGAGUAAUUCUCACUCAUAAGAAGCUGCGACAUGAUCAAUAUAUUUCAAACAUUGUAAGGAAGACUUCCGAACAGUUGGUACAGCCUGGCUUGAUCCAGUUCCAUAAAAUUGGUGAACUGGGAGAAGGAUACCUUUCUGCACCAUACAUCUGGAUUUGGAUUCUGUCAGACCAAAGGUUAGAUGAAAAAAGUGAUUAUAUCCUUCAACAUUGGAGAUUCAAUGACUAUGUUGAACAAAGGUCCAAAUUACAGGUAGGUCCAGAAACACUUGGUGCUCAAUUCUGGCAGAAUUUUGAAGACUUUGUUGCUAGAUUUCGUUGCAUUAAAUCCCGGAUUUUUAAUGAAGGUGAGCAUGUAAACAUUAGUGAAAUGCAUACAGGGGCUGUAUUGAAUGUUGAGUUUCGAUUUGUGAAUUAUCAUCUUGGGUUCCGCACUGCAACUAAGCAGAUUGAUACCAAUUCAACAUCAGACAACAUGAAGGAAUGGUUUAUCACAUGUACUCAUGAUAUUGUUAAUGCUCGAGAUUGUCAAAAGUUUAUCCUCAAUUGUGCUUCAGCACCUGCUGGAGAUGGCUUUGUUUGUCUGGCCUGUCCAGGACAUACUCUAAAUGAAGUACACCAAUACAAGCAUCUGCAAAAGAGCAAUUUCACUCUAGAUAGCUAUCAGGAUGAAUGUUAUAAAGCUGCAUCAACUGACGAUUUUUUCCUUGCUUUUACAACUCAAAAAAAUUGUAAUUGGGAUGAUAAUCUUCCACCAAACUCAGGUAUUAUACAUGGACAGAAUUGGGGAAAAUAUUUUGGGCCAUUUGCUGGUCGAGCCUUUAUAUUUUCACAGGAUAGUCCACCAGAUAUUAACAGUGCAUCAUACUUGCACCUACAGCUGAUUGAGGGAAUAGGUAUGGAGCAUGCUGAAAAAAUUAUUAGUAAAAGACCAUUCAACAGUUUGGAAGAAGCAAUAGAAAGGACAGGCAUUGAUGGGAAAAUAUUGAAGAGAUUUAAAUUCUCAUCUUAG